AAGGAUUUCUAGUCCAGUAGCUGUUCUGUCUCGACGUUUGAGAUGGAAGUUGACGUCGCUACGAAUCCCAUAAAAUUGCGCGUCUUUCUGUGCUUUGUUGCACUCUGCUCGAAUAUUGAUAAGACGGCGUUGACGGUUCAAGCGUAUGUUGACGGAAGUGUUCCCAGUGCCUACCCUGAUCACGCCGACAUUGGUCCUGUACAGAAGAUCUCUUAUCAUAUUGUCAAUGUCACCGCCCUCAAAGCAACAUGGAAUCGACCUGUCACCAAAGAAGACAUUGCAGGGUACACGUUAGAAUGCACGAACCUAGAAAGCCAGAGCUCCAGAAAAAUUGAUGUUUUCACAGCAACAGAGAUUGUUGAAGCAAGCCUGGAGUUACAGGAUCAAGUUGAACCAUUUGAAUGCGAAGUGUGGGCUUUUUCUAAAGACCAAAAUGGAACCACUGUAUCAUUCAACAUUACGACGUUGGGGUUGCAUCCUGUGGCCAACCUCAGUUUCGUUGCUGGAUGUGACGGCAGUUUGCGAGCGACGUGGUCAUACACGGACCAGAACGAAGCUGGAUUUAAUCUUACGAUCUGCUGGCUGUCAGGAAAGAAAUGUGACUCGACUAUCGUGGGAAAGAGCGUUCGGCUGUACAGCUUCUUGGCAAGAGAUUUGGACGUCCAGUAUCGGCUACACGUGAGAGCGAUAGGAAAAAUUUCUGGACUAAAUGUGCUUAGCAAAGAGGUAACGGCGAAUGCCACGUCUUUCCCGCAAGUUCCAUUGCUCGCCGACGUGGUAGUCAAAGGCGUCAGUCCAGAAACGUUGAAGGCCACAUGGCAAACAAAUUGGACGCACGAAAUCCACUUUGAAAUCUGCUGGUUUGCUCGAUCAAACCAACGCUGCCAAAAUUACAACGUCUCAGGCGCACUUCACCAAGCUGCUUUUACAGGCUUACUCCCGGAAACAACUUAUCAUGUAAAAAGCAACGGCCAGGUCACUUACGGCAACCGGACAUGCAUCGGUCCGCAAACCGAACAAGCUGCAUCUACGUAUUCAUUGAAUCCCGGUCCAGUUUGUGAUUUAAAAUAUGAAAUUGACAAUGUGACAAUCCUCGCUGCCCAUUGGAAUGGACCACUUGCCAGCGUCGAUUACGAUGGCUACGUGUUGCACUGCGUCGAAAUUAAUUUUGGCGCAGUGAGAACGAUUGAAAUACCGGAAGCAGAGAAGCACGUAAACGUUUCGUUAGACCUUGAAGAGCAGCUUGCAACAUUCGAUUGUGAAGUGUGGGCUUUUGCUUACAAUGGAACCCAGCGGAACAAUGGCACCAUCACCAGAUUUUCUGUUACAACAAAUGGCAUAGGUGCCCCUGAAAAUGUCACACUUAUUGAACGAACUACGACGAGCUUGGCGUACACGUGGCCAAGAGAUCCAAAGGCACCGAACUGUCGCGUGCGAGUGCUGGCAGCCUACGUGAGUGAAGAAUACGAAAAUAACUGCCCCAGAUUGAGUGACAAAGACGUUCUUCAGUAUAACGUCACCAACCUGACACCCGGACAGCAAUACAAUGUCUCAAUACAGAACUGUGCCGAUUACUGUGGCCUGGAGAAGGUAGUUAAUGACUACACGAACGUUGCUGCACCUUCCGAGGUGAGAAACUUCAGCGCCUCAGUCACGGAUUUUGUGAAAGUGACGUUCAAGUGGGAACAGCCAGCGCAACCAAAUGGCCCCAUUGAUGGUUACCUUAUCCAAGUCGUAAACGAAGACUCGAACGUCACAACCCAAAUUCUUGCAGAUGGAGUCACGACCAAUGUUACCAUUGUGGUAGCAUCUGAGUUUACGUAUUUCCAUUGUGCCAUCAACGCCUACAAUGUUAGAAAGCCAGAACAAGAAAAACUCUCCGGUCCUGGAAUUUCUACUACCUUCGAAUCCCUUGGCAAUGGACCCUUCCCACCAUAUCCAACUACACGUGAUAUUAAAGAAACGGACGCAGCGGUUUACUGGGAGAAAGCAGAAGACCCUAGAUAUAAUAUUACAUCUUAUAGAAUUUCUGUCGAAGGAAAAGGCAGUUAUCCUACUACGGACACCAAGUUUAACUUAAGCAAACUCCACCCUUGGACUAAAUAUGUCGUCGGCGUAUCUUCAUGUGCACAAGAGACUGGUUGCGGUGAAGCAAGAUCCACUUCUUUUAAAACAGACGUGUCUGCGCCAUCAAAGCCGCUAUGGCUCACUACCGGAUCUGUUGGCGCGGAAUGGAUUUACUUUGAGUGGGAACGACCGGAAGUGCCCAAUGGCCCCAUCGACGGCUUCAACGUCAGCGUCGUCGGGCGAAACGUUUCGUUCGAAGCAGUGACGACAGAUUUAUCGUACAACGCAACCCAACUGAGCCCUGGAAUGUUGUACAGAGUUUCCGUGUUCGCCUUCAACUAUGGAUUCCAGAAAGAAAAACGAGGCCCUUCUGCGACGCUCAGAGCGUCCACUUCAAGUAAUGGCAAAAGUACAAGCUCUCUGUUGCUGAUCAUCGCUGUGGUGUCAUUCUUCGUAACAAUCUGUGCUGUUGCUGUAUACUUUCUAUGGCAGCAGUUCAGGACAGAUAUUAGAAGGACACCUUCCGUGGAAGAUGAAGCGGAGCUCCACGCGAUGAAGCCAUGGCUAAGGAUCCGCCGAAAACUUUGCCCUAUGGCUGUGUUCGGACAAGAUGAACUGGGUGAUCGACUUUUUAGCUGAAAAUUUAAAAUGAAUCACUCUGAUUGCGUUCUUUUGGGUGGUGCAUCCGCAUGAGAAUUCCUCACUGGCAAUGUUUAUUAUUUUUGGUCUGCUAACCUAUGAAGUGCAACUUACACACAAGCCACAAUCGACCCCCGAGGUCUAUGUCUUAACACGACUUCGCAAUGCCGCGAGAAGAACUAGCCUCACUUUUAAAGUUCCAUGUUGGGUUGCGUUCUUCUGUGCCACGCAGGUUAAGUUACUGAUGUUAAUACUCAAGCAACCCAUAGUUCUCACCGUCGUUUUAAUAUUUUAAUACCAAUCGCUGUACCGAAGACACUGACUUUAGUGAAUGCAACAAGUUUGUUUGCCCCUCGUACACAGCAUUCCUUACACGGACGUUUGCCAAUCGGUCAAGGCAUUUUGCAGCUGAUGUCUUUUUUUGUGUGUGCUUACGUUGGUGGGGUGCCAAUCUGUUUCAAAUCGGUCGGACUCAAUAUGAGGCGAGCGCCAUCCUUGGCAAGUCUGCGAAAUAUUGUUGCAGCCUCAAAAAUUCUUCGCGCACAUCUGCUUAGUGCAGUGUCAGGUCAAUAAAUGCAACUGUCUUUGUUGGCAGGGAGCGACAUUCUCUCA
This is a messenger RNA of Dermacentor andersoni, 3318 nucleotides long. RefSeq names its product receptor-type tyrosine-protein phosphatase H-like. Gene Ontology annotation, molecular function: protein binding. Lineage: Eukaryota; Metazoa; Arthropoda; Arachnida; Ixodida; Ixodidae. The record is from RefSeq and is a predicted model, not a curated record.